This is a messenger RNA of Scophthalmus maximus (turbot), 3575 nucleotides long. RefSeq names its product hypoxia inducible factor 1 subunit alpha a (gene hif1aa). Bases 254 to 2539 code for a protein of 761 amino acids. NCBI's taxonomy places the organism in Eukaryota, Metazoa, Chordata, Actinopteri, Pleuronectiformes, Scophthalmidae. Gene Ontology annotation, biological process: regulation of transcription by RNA polymerase II; cellular response to hypoxia. The transcript is spliced from 15 exons. Gene Ontology annotation, molecular function: protein dimerization activity; RNA polymerase II transcription regulatory region sequence-specific DNA binding; DNA-binding transcription factor activity, RNA polymerase II-specific. The record is from RefSeq and is a predicted model, not a curated record.
UGUCUCUGCCAGGGACCCGCUCCAGCGUGGCACUGAGCGAAGAAGAAGAAGGAGAAGAAGAAGAAGAAGAGUGGGCUGGUUCUCAGGCGGACGGACGCUUGAGUUCUUGACGAAACGUGCACCGUGAGAACUCGUAUUGCUCACCGACCGAGGAUUUACGGAGUGACCGUUGUGAUCCUGCUUUAUUUCUCGUCGGGCCCGGAUACAUCUGGAUAUCGAGAGAGAGGCUCAACUCCGCUCCCUUCGUCCUGACAUGGACACAGGAGUCGUACCCGAAAAGAAAAGAGUGAGCUCGGAGCGGAGGAAGGAGAAGUCGAGGGAUGCAGCGCGAUGCCGGCGUGGGAAGGAGUCGGAGGUGUUCUACGAGCUGGCCCAGCAGCUGCCCCUGCCCCACAGCGUCAGCUCCAGCCUGGACAAGGCCUCCAUCAUGAGGCUGACCAUCAGCUAUCUGCGCAUGAGGAAUCUUCUCACCACUGAUGACCCCCCGGCAGAAGAGGAGACAGAGCUGGAUAUUCAGCUAAACAGCUCCUACCUUAAGGCUCUGGAUGGUUUCCUCAUGGUGCUGUCUGAAGAUGGAGAUAUAAUUUAUCUCUCUGAGAAUGUCAACAAAUGCUUGGGGCUGGCACAGUUUGACCUGACUGGACAAAGCGUCUUUGAAUUUACACACCCCUGUGACCAGGAGGAGCUGCGGGAGAUGCUCAUCCACAGAACAGGCUCCAAAAAGACCAAGGAUCCAAACACAGAGCGCAGCUUCUUCCUCCGAAUGAAAUGCACUCUGACGAGCCGGGGCCGCACUGUCAACGUCAAGUCCGCUACAUGGAAGGUUCUCCACUGCUCAGGUCACGUUCGUGUUUAUGAAACCCACACUGAACAGACUACUACCGGGCACAAGGAGCCCCCUGUCCCCUACAUGGUUCUGAUCUGUGACCCCAUACAGCACCCCUCCAACAUUGAGGUCCCUCUGGACGCCAAGACCUUUCUCAGCCGCCACACGAUGGACAUGAAGUUCACUUAUUGUGACGAGAGGAUCACUGAGCUAAUGGGUUAUGAUCCAGAGGAUCUGUUGAAUCGCUCCGUGUACGAGUACUAUCAUGCUCUGGACUCUGACCAUCUCACGAAGACUCACCAUAGCUUGUUUGCGAAGGGACAGGUCAGCACAGGACAGUACCGGAUGUUGGCCAAGAGAGGAGGCUUUGUGUGGGUGGAAACCCAAGCCACGGUCAUCUACAACAACAAGAACUCCCAACCACAGUGUGUUGUCUGUGUCAACUUUGUGCUCAGUGGCAUCCAGGAGGAGAAACUUGUCCUGUCUUUGGAGCAGACCGAUGAUGUGAAGCCAGUGAAGGAGGAGCCGCGGGAAGAAGUAAAGGCCGUGGUGGAGAGCAGCCCCCUUGACUCUCCAAUCCUGCUGAAGGAGGUGGAGGAGAAAGCCCCAGAGCUGGACGUGAUCAAACUGUUCACUCAAAAGGUAGAGGCCCGGCCGCUGGCAAGCCUGUACGACCAGCUGAAGGAAGAACCUGAGGCCCUCACCCUGCUGGCCCCGGCCGCAGGAGACACCAUCAUCUCCCUGGACUUCAGCUGCCCUGAUUCAGAGAUCCAGCUGCUGAAGGAGGUCCCUCUGUACAAUGAUGUAAUGCUUCCCUCCUCCAGUGAGAAGCUGGCUCUGCCUCUCUCCCCCCUGCCACCCAGCGAGCCCCUCCACGUCACCACCACCACCACUGACGAUUCAAAAGCUGAGAGCUAUGCCCCGGCUCCGUCCACUUCAAUAACCAGCCACAGCUCCUCAGAGACUGACAGUCAGUUGGACUUCUGUUUGCCCAUGGACUCAGAGAUGAGCUCAGACUUCAAACUAGACUUGGUGGAGAAGCUAUUUGCCAUUGACACAGAGCCCAAGACCCCCUUCACCACACAGGCAAUGGAAGACUUGGAUCUGGAGAUGUUGGCUCCCUACAUCCCCAUGGACGAUGACUUCCAGCUGCGCAGUCUGACCCCAGAUGAGCCUUUGACUUGUGUGCAAGUCAAAUCCCUCAAGAGUUCGCCACUUCAAGUCACACAAGAUGUCAACAGCUACCCCAGCUCGCCAUUCAGCUCACCAGGAAGUAGCACAGCCUCCCCAGCACCGCUUGAGCCUGUAAACGCCCCUCAUCCUGCCACCAUCAUCGCUAAGAGGACCCCGCAGUUGGACAAAGAAGUCUCGCUCAGGACCCUAGCAGCUCAGAACGCACAGCGCAAAAGAAAACUGGGUGAAAUAAAGGAGAUAAUCGGACAGGGAUAUUUGCUUGAGGAACAGCUGGAGCAGGGCAAAAAGCUGAAAGCCUCAAAGUCAGGAACAACCACCGCCACCACCACCACCACCAUACUUCUGCUGCCUUCAGAUCUGGCGAGUCGGCUCCUGGGCAGCACGUCGGAGGGCACCAGUUCUCUCUUCACCCUGCCACAGCUCACCCGCUAUGACUGCGAGGUCAACGCCCCCCUGCAGGGCCGUCAGUACCUGCUGCAGGGGGAGGAGCUGCUGCGCGCACUGGACCACAUCAACUGAGUCGAUGCUUAGCCUGCUCACUGCUGGACUAGACUGGACACUACAGUUUCUCGCUCACAUUGUCACUCCCUGCCCCAGACCCAAACCCAACCUAACCCCCACCGCCCCUUAUUUAAGUAUCUAUAUGAGUUUGAUUAGUUUGGCUGCUGUUUGUGCACAUCAUGUGAUAUCUGCAGCAUUCCACCGUGACAAACGCCAUGGCAGCAUCUGGGUGCAAGGGAUUCAGGCAUCUUGAGAUGUCCACUUGUUUUGUUUUGUGUUCGCUCUCUUCCGGGGAGUCUCUCAGCACACAGCGCCUCGACAGAUGACCCUCUUCCAGCAGGUCACCACAGAACCUGGCGCUACUGCCAGCAGUGUAUUGUAAGCUUCAGUCGCACAAUUUAUAUUUUCUUAAAAAGAAAAAUAUUACCAGCAAUAUAUAUUAAGUCUUUUUAAAGUAGUUUUAAUGGGAUUUGAACAAUUUUAUUUUUUUCUUCUUCCCAUACUUGUAUGUUGUAGUACUCGUACUUAACAAGAUUUAGUCUAAAGUCUUUAGUCUAAAAAGUAUAAAAACUAUUGUUUAAAUGUUUUCAUUUAAUAGCUAUCAGUCUUCGAGGUAAAUACUUUUAAUUGUGUAGCAGUCCCGUACAUGUCACUUUAUUACUUUGCUGUAAGUGUGUGUUACUGUACAUAUACCAGGGACAUUUUAAUCUACUCAGUCUGGCUUCACAGCUUUGAUUCGUACUCUCUUGAGUAAACUGGGAGUGAUCUUUUCACAUUUGCUUCUCGUCGUGGAGGACAAGCAUUUUUCUCUCAACAUGGAGUGAAUUCAUGUUUUUGGUUUUUACUUUGUGAGAAACAUUCAGAACUGUCUUCAAUUAAGUGGAAUCUCAGCAACUUAGAUUUUUACUUGUGUGAUCAUCGUCAUCAUAGUAGCAUUGGUGAGUGGUCAAACCUGUUAGCUCAGUUAAUGGUUGUCAGUCAAAUACCAUUGCUCCAUGCCAUAUUGUUGUCUCAUGCUUCUUGUUGCUGUCUAACAUUAAAUGGCUGAAAUAAA